Ceratina calcarata is the source of this 3650-nucleotide messenger RNA. It is a transcript of the gene Adcy2, whose product is annotated as adenylate cyclase type 2 Ac76E. The transcript is spliced from 19 exons. Gene Ontology annotation, molecular function: adenylate cyclase activity. The record is from RefSeq and is a predicted model, not a curated record. Gene Ontology annotation, biological process: adenylate cyclase-inhibiting G protein-coupled receptor signaling pathway; intracellular signal transduction; adenylate cyclase-activating G protein-coupled receptor signaling pathway. The coding region runs from base 428 to 3529 and encodes 1033 amino acids. Gene Ontology annotation, cellular component: plasma membrane. Lineage: Eukaryota; Metazoa; Arthropoda; Insecta; Hymenoptera; Apidae.
CUCAUAAUUCAGCCACCAGUUGCAAUCCUUGCAUCCGCGGGAGUGGUUGCUCCUACGAUUUGAGUGCGCGUCGCAAUCGCACGUAAUCUGUGUUCAAUUAAAUAUUCUAUUACAACGAAGCGCUUUAAGAAGUGAAUUCUUAACUACUGUUAUAAAUAUAAAGAAACAUGUGACUGAUAAAAACGGUGCUUAUAUCGAUCCAAUAGACCUGGAUUUGUCUUUCACCCCCGCCAUCCGCGCCUUGACACAGUAAAGGAUUUGACAAGGUAAAAUCCUGGUAAAACAACAAACGCGUUAUUAGUGAACAAGUCUUCCCUCUCUAAUUGAUUCGUAUUAAAAAAAUUUAUAAGUCAGGAAAAAAUUAAAAGAGAAUACCGUGACUGAUUAAUUAAAAGUGAAAAGAAAUCGAAGGCAUUUUUAAUAAUUAAUGACAGAGAAACUGGAGCAAUCGGGACAGUCAAAAUUGGAAACGGAGACGGAGUAUUUCACCGGUGUUAUGACAGAAGAAGAAGAACAUGUUGCGAAGGAAGUUGACGUCAAAGAAUUGGAACAACUUCGAAGCAAAUAUGAGGGGAAAUUGACAGCAUCCCUUUAUGCUGGUACUCUAUUCAUCGCUGUCGUUGCGUUGAUUUUCGCUCUAGGAGUUCUCUAUAUUAACAAUUAUCAGGAUUUACAGAGAGUGAUAGUGCCUAUAUCAGUUUUGACAACUUUGUUACCGUUGUCGUUGAGUUUACUACUUGUUACGCAGCUACCAUCGACUUUAACAUCCGCCAGGACAAGGCUUAUCAUAGGCUUCAUUGCUUCCGGUAUAUUAGGGGUCGGAAUUUUGAUUAUUCAUGCCUCGAUACCCCUGUUUGUCACGGUGUUAGCAAUGAUCGCCGUUUUACCGCGGGACACUCGACAGAAGCCGACGAUUCUUGCUAUCGUAUUGAUUACCGUUCACUUAAGCGGACGAUUCUUCCUCCUCGAUCACUCGAGCUAUUAUCAGAUAGUAGAGACAUGCAGUGAGGUAGUCUUUCUAUUCGUCGCGGUUUUAUCGGGCUCGUAUUACAGCGUUUUAACUGCGAGAGCGCAUAACAGAACGUUUUCUAGAACGAAAACUGUGAUUGAGUCCAGAAUAAAAUUAGAAUGCGAAAGAGAACAGCAGGAACAAUUAUUGCUGAGCGUUAUACCAGCUUAUAUAGCCGCCGAGGUGAAGAGAAGUAUCAUGUUGAAGAUGGCAGACGCAUGCCAGGAAGCUAGCAUGCACAAGCAAACCAGAUUCCAUGAAAUGUACGUGCAACGACAUAACAACGUUAGUAUUCUAUACGCGGACAUUGUAAAUUUUACACCAUUAUCGGAACAAUUGUCAGCUUCGGACUUGGUGAAAACGUUAAACGAAUUAUUCGGAAGAUUCGACCAAAUUGCUCAGGAUAAUCAAUGCAUGAGAAUCAAGAUCCUGGGUGAUUGUUACUACUGCGUUUCAGGAUUGCCGAUAUCUCGCCCGAAUCACGCGUACAACUGCGUAAACAUGGGAUUGCAAAUGAUAGAUGCGAUCAGAUUCGUUCGCGAGGCGACAGGCUUCAACGUGGACAUGCGAAUAGGGAUACAUACUGGGAAUGUUCUAUGCGGUGUUCUCGGUCUACGAAAGUGGCAAUUCGACGUAUGGAGCGACGAUGUGACGCUGGCAAAUCACAUGGAAAGCGGUGGUCUACCGGGGAGAGUGCAUAUAACUAAAGCUACCCUACUACAACUUGGUGACAAUUUCGAAGUCGAACCUGGCGACGGAGGCUCGCGAGAAAGUUAUCUCGCUAAACAUAACAUUGAAACAUUUUUAAUAGUACCAAGAGAGAAAUCCAGACGAGAGAAUCAAGCAGAUGAUAGCGGUGAGCGCCUACGCGGCCCUGGCUCCAUACCGUCGAGAUCAAGACCAAGCAGUAAAAUGACCAAAUAUGUUGAAUGUUGGGGCGCCGAUAAACCCUUCGCUAAUAUAGCAGAGGCCACGCUUGCCAAAAAUAUUGGCCUAACGAGCAUCGCCAUAAUUGAAUCGAAUCUUCUGACAAACAGUAAUUCUAGUUGUCUCCUCGGAAUAAAACAAUGGUAUCAGGGGAACGAGGGCAUGUCACCUCUUACAUAUCGGUUUAAUGAUCAAAACCAAGAACUUCGAUACCGCCAACAGACCGACGAACAAUACCCUUGGUAUCUUCUCGCAUCUACUAUCAUCUACUUCAUGAUAUUUGGCAUUGAUGUAUUGUAUUCACCAAGGAGCAUCACGGUGUACAGUUGUUUUUUACCCGGUUUAGCAUUCUUCUCGAUCAUUUCUGUACUAUCUUGGUUAACUAAUAAAGGGAAAACCGAAGACGAUGGUGACCAGUAUCAGCUCGUUUUAAGCAGAGGAAUCAGAAUAACGGUGUACAUGAUCACAGUAAUUCUGGCCGUUGCUUCGUGUAUCAUUACAAUUAGUUUAGUCGAUUUCGACCAGACAGACGACUACGAUGUGAUCGUACCAUUCCACGUGUACACUGCAGUGAUGUCCCUGGUUGUGGGUUGGGCGCAUUUACGUAUCGACUUCUUAUUAAAAUUCUGUUCGAUGUUUAUUUCGGUAACGAGCUUCGUUGUUGCGUUUUCGCAAUCGUCAAUCGCACGACUGCAUCAUGACGUUGAAAAUGAACAUUAUCGCAUUAAUUAUUACUUUCAAAUCGGUUGUCUGCUCGCGCUUGUCUGUCUAAUACUCCAUAUUUUAGACAGACAAAUCGAAUAUACCUCAAGAACAGAUUUUUUAUGGCAGAAUAAAUUGAAAAUAGAACAAGACGAAGUGGAAACUAUGAGAGGUAUUAAUAAGAUUCUUCUUGAGAACAUACUUCCUGCUCACGUGGCUGAGAACUUUUUAACACAUGCCAGAGCGACUCAGGAUCUUUAUCAUGAGAGAUACAGUAGUAUCGCCGUAAUGUUUGCAUCCAUUCCAAAUUACAAGGAGUUCUAUGAUGAAACUGACAUCAAUAAACAGGGAUUAGAAUGCCUCAGACUUUUAAAUGAGAUUAUCUGCGACUUUGAUAAAUUGUUGCUUAAACCAAAAUUUUCCGGAAUCGAGAAAAUUAAAACUAUUGGCAGUACUUAUAUGAUAGCCUCGGGGCUUAGUCCAGGAAAAGAAGAUACUGACAAAAAUGAUCUUACGAGACAGCAAGAUCACAAUAUAAUCAUUCUUGUCGAGUUCGCUCUUGCUCUAAUGACAAUUCUGGAUCAAAUUAAUAAAGAAUCUUUUCAAAGAUUUAAAUUAAGGAUAGGUUUAAAUCAUGGACCUGUGAUAGCGGGUGUAAUUGGAGCACAGAAGCCUCAGUAUGACAUUUGGGGUAAUACCGUAAACGUAGCAUCAAGGAUGGAUAGUUGCGGUGAAAUGGGAAAAAUUCAAGUUACCGAAGACACGGCUAAGGUUCUAAUCGCUGCCGGAUAUGAACUGACGUGCCGAGGGCCUACUUACGUGAAAGGAAAAGGAACUUUGACAACGUAUUUCAUGAAAACACCGUUCGAUGACAAGGAGGAAAAUUUUUAAUAUAAGAAUCUACGGACCAAUUAGAUGUUAAAACGAAAAUACUUUUCAAUAUGGAGUUAUGAAAAAAAAUUCGACUGUAAUUAAAAUAUAUUUUCUUCUCAGAUUAAACAUUUAGAAUACA